Messenger RNA from Owenia fusiformis, 2361 nucleotides. Lineage: Eukaryota; Metazoa; Annelida; Polychaeta; Sabellida; Oweniidae. The record is from the annotation of a GenBank genome assembly.
GGAAUAUCAGCUGAAAUAAUGUUCAUCCAGGUUUUUUUUGUAGAUAAUGAAAAUAUAUGUUAGUAUUGAUGAAAUAUCCAAACUUAAAUAUAUCCUUAAGUUUCUGUAAAAAUUAUUUUAUGUCAAUACCAUAAUGUUAUGAUACUUUUCUUGCCCUCUAAAGUUGAAAAAUUUUUGGCACCCCCUGCAUAAUGUACUUAAUGUACUAACCUGUAGCUGGUGUAAUGGAGUGUAUAUUUCAUUUAUAGUGGACUCACUUAUCAGAUGAAUCACCUGCAAAUGUUAGUUACAAAUUUUAGUUGGUAUAUGAGAUCAACAUGGGCGGAUCAAACUCAAAGGAAAGUUACAAUAUUGAUGCGGACCAGGAGCAUACUGUUUCAAAGAAAUGUAUUGAGCGAUCCUUCUCAAGUGAUGUUAAUGAAAUAGAAUGUGAAUAUGCUGAAAUGAUGACUGAACUUAAAGCGAGAAAUUAUGACAAUGAGAAUCUUGUCUUGGAAGGAGGGGGUACUAAAGGUCUGGCCUACUGUGGGACAAUUACUCUUCUAGAGGAACUGGAUAUCAUUAAGAACUUAAAGAGGUUUGCAGGAGCGAGUUCUGGUGCAAUGUUGGCGACUCUCUUAGCUGUUGGUUUCUCAGCUGCAGAGUUGGAGGUCAUCGUUAGGAGGGAUGCAAGAAGCAGUGAGUUUUUCCAAGAUGCGAAAUUUGGGAUACUCUCCUUACCAUGGAACAUGAUCAAACACCAAGGCUGGCAUCCAUAUAACAAAAUUGAGAGUCAGUUUGAACUUUACAUUGAAGAAAAACAAGGGAAGCGCAAACUAACUUUCUUAGAGCUGUACCAAAAGACGGGGAAAGAGUUGUGCAUUAUUGCGACAAAUUUGACAACAUCGAGUGUGGAAUAUUUCCAUCCAAAGACCACACCUAAUGUAUCAAUAGCUCUUGCUGUAAGAAUAUCUAUUGGAAUACCUGGUUUUGUUCAACCAAAAGUUGUGGAAAAAAAUGGCCUGAAUCAUUGUUACAUCGAUGGCGGAGUACUCUGCAACUACCCAAUACACUGCUUCGAUGGUUGGUACCUAUCAAUGGAUCCCAAGGACAGCUUUUUCAGGAAACUUGAAAACAUGACUAGCACAAACAAAGAACACACAUUUGGGGGAAACAAUGACAAAACACUAGGACUUCUUUUAUAUUCUGGUGAUGAAUCUGAAUUUAUGAUGCAAGCCUUUGAGGAAAGGUCUGCCCCAAUUGUACGACCAAAUACUAAACUUGCCAGAAAGAAUGGCAAAAUCAUUGAUGAGCACAAAGUGAGAGAGCAAAAAAGAAUCAAAAUCUUUGAAGCUGCUAAGAAUUUUUGGAUGGUUCUAAGAAGCAAUGAUGUGGAUGGCAGUAACACAAUUGACAUCCAUGAGCUACAACAGGCUAUAGAGCAUAGUGACUUCAAGGAACAUCAUGCCAAGGCUCUCUUUGGUGACACUCCACUGAGCACUAUAUUCAAAGAAAUGGACAUUAAUGGAGACGGAGAGGUAACAUUCGAUGAAUUCAUAACAUUCAUGGAGAAGAAAAGUGUACAUUUCAUGUGCUACAUGCAGAACAUGUCAGUCCAAGAUGAUACAAACACGAUAGGUGGAUUUCUGUCCGCCUUUCAGGGAAUGUUGGACAUUAAUCUGAAAAAACUAUAUAUGAAAAGUACUGAUGUGGCGAGGACCAUUGGAAUAAACACAGACUAUGUAAAGACAACUGAUAUGGUAUAUGGACUGGAUGUGAAAGAUCAAGACUUCCUUGUUGCAUGCGGCAAAGCUUCUGCCCUACAGUUCUUUCAAAUGAAGUCCAUGUCAAAUAUAAAUGUUCAACAUUGACAUUUUAGUAAAAUGCUCUCUGGAUAUUAUAUAUAUAUUAACUCUCUUUAGAUAUUUGUGUGAUUAUUAUUAGUUUUAUUGGUGUAAUUAUAUGGUAUAUACUGUACAUAUGUUUCAUACAUUAUAAUAUGAUAAAAGUGUUCUUAAAAUAAUAUUUUUUGUGAUUUGCAAUCGGUAACAGAAAAAGGCCAAAUAGGUUAUUUCGGACAAUUUCAAAUUGUUAUAUCUUGGAUUAUGACUUUUUAUGUCACCACCAAAAAGUGGUGACAUAUUGUUAUGGUCUCCAUUUUUGUGACGGCCGUUGGGAUUGACAGUUGGCGGGUGGUGGUUGGUGGUUUGCGGUUGGUGUCUGUAACUAAUUCUAAAAACUUCCAAUAACUUAUCACAUACUGUUGAGACUGAUUUCAGUUUUUUCAACAUCAUCUUCAAGUUUUCAGAUGUUCAACUCUGACUUUUUAUUUAAGAUCUAACCUUCAGUGACGUUUUCAAGGUAAAAAAGGUCUCUUUUCAA